Chenopodium quinoa (quinoa) is the source of this 1602-nucleotide messenger RNA. RefSeq lists its product as uncharacterized. The transcript has 7 exons. The coding region runs from base 154 to 1422 and encodes 422 amino acids. Lineage: Eukaryota; Viridiplantae; Streptophyta; Magnoliopsida; Caryophyllales; Amaranthaceae. The record is from RefSeq and is a predicted model, not a curated record. Gene Ontology annotation, cellular component: chloroplast thylakoid membrane; chloroplast envelope.
GAUAAUUACCCUUUAUUUUUUUUGGUCUUGUGUACGGAUUAGUAGCCACAGCACAUGCUGGGCUAACUACCCACGCACCCCCCUCAUUCUCUAUUUCUCGCCUGCUAUCCUCUCUCCAUUGAAGCAGCUUCUAAGGUACGCGGGAUUAUAAAAAUGGGAUUUAUUUCCGUUGGUGGAGAGCGGCCGCCCCUGUUGCCCUGGCUCAAAGACGGACCUGGCUAUUACAUCCGUAACCUGAAUAGGUUGCAGUAUCCCUCUUUCUUGGCAAAGGUUAAUAUAGUUCAGUAUCCCUCAAUCUUGGCAAGGGUUAAAAAUGCAUCUCUGACGGCCAAUAAUUGGAAAGAAGAGCAAGCUAUAGUUUCAUUCCCUGAUAGUAAAGCUUUUCAAGAAGAGGCAACAGAAGACGGUGGAAAUACAAAAGAGGAAGGUGACCUUGACAACAUGGAUAAUCUUAAAAUGAUCCGUGUUUGUGACAAGUUGAUUGAAGUUUUUUUGUUGGAUAAACCAUCUCCAACUGAUUGGAGAAGGUUGUUAAUUUUUAGCAAAGAAUGGAGUUCUAUCCGACCCCACUUUUUUAUGCGUUGUGAGGAAAGGGCAGAGAGUGAAGACAACCCUGAAAUGAAACACAAGCUACUUCGGCUUGGAAGGAAGCUGAGAGAGAUUGAUGAAGAUGUCCAGAGAGCUAAUGAACUUCUUGAGGUAGUGAGAGGAUCCUCAGAAAAUAUUAGUGAAGUAGUUGCAAGGCGUCGUAAAGACUUCACUAAGGAGUUUUUUGAGCAUCUUCACACUGUUGCUGAAUCUUAUUAUGACAAUCCUGAGGAGCAAAAUGCUGUGGUGGAGCUUGGGAAUAGGUGCCUAUCUGCGGUACAAGCUUAUGAUACAGCUUCUGAAAGCUUAGAGGCUAUCAAUUCUGCUGAAGUGAAGUUCCAGGACAUUAUCAACUCUCCCACUUUAGAUGCUGCUUGCAGAAAAAUAGACACCUUGGCUGCGAAGAAUGAACUUGAUUCUGCCCUGGUUUUGAUGAUAACAAAAGCUUGGUCUAGUGCCAAAGAAUCAAACAUGAUGAAAGAUGAGGUGAAGGAUGUGUUAUAUCAUUUGUACAAGACUGCAAGAGGUAAUCUUCAGAGGCUAAUGCCAAAGGAGAUCAGGAUUGUGAAAUAUCUUCUGACAAUUGAGGAUCCUGAGGAGAAACUAUCUUCUCUGCAAGAUGCAUUUACUCCUGGAGAAGAGCUUGAAGGGACAGACGUUGAUAAUUUGUACACGACACCAGAGAAACUACAUACUUGGAUAAAAGCUGUGGUGGAUGCAUAUCAUCUCAGCCAAGAAGGAACACUGAUUAGGGAGGCAAGGGAUUUGAUGAAUCCAAAAAUUAUCCAGAAGUUGGAAGAACUAAACAAAAUUGUUCAGGAUAGGUUUUUGUAAGUAAAUUAAAAUGUAGCUCAAAAUACUGUCCAAGAUUGGCGUCUGGUUAACAAUGUGUGUCCAUAUCCUAGGCCGCUCUAUCUCUUUCGAUUAGAAAUGUAUUUACUCAUGACUGUACUAAUAUAUAAUUUCGUCCCCCCUAUUGGGGUUAAUUAGUUUAGUAGCCUUUUAUAUUGUUUA